This is a messenger RNA of Dipodomys spectabilis (banner-tailed kangaroo rat), 838 nucleotides long. It is a transcript of the gene Rfesd, whose product is annotated as Rieske Fe-S domain containing. NCBI's taxonomy places the organism in Eukaryota, Metazoa, Chordata, Mammalia, Rodentia, Heteromyidae. The coding region runs from base 315 to 812 and encodes 165 amino acids. Gene Ontology annotation, molecular function: 2 iron, 2 sulfur cluster binding. The transcript is spliced from 6 exons. The record is from RefSeq and is a predicted model, not a curated record.
AAGCAGUCCCAGGCCACGCGCACUCACCCCGAGGGCUUCAGCUCUCUAGUUUUAUCUUUUGCUUAUGCUGUCAUCCAAAGAGUUACAAAAACUACUGAAGCAUUUCUGUUGGCUGAACCUAAAAGCAAGAGUGUCACUCUGGAGAUAAGCAUUCGAUAGUUUGUGAACCAAGCAAGCACCUUAAUCAUUGCUCAAGAAGAAUAGUAACAAAUUCUGCUAUUUUGGUUCAACAUGGAAGACUGGAGUUAAUAAUAUAUUGUAUUCUUUAUGCUAAGAGUGGAUACAAAGUAUUCUCACUACAAAAUGAUAAAUGCAUGAGUUUUUGUUUUACAACUAGCAUGGACCUUGAAAGCUCUGAACAAGAUUCUGAAGAGGAGAAAUACUCUUCUGUCUGUGUUGGCAGAGAAGAUGACAUUAAAAGAUCUGAAAGAAUGACAGCUGUUGUCCAUGAUAGAGAAGUAGUCAUUUUCUACCACAAAGGAGAAUAUCAGGCAAUGGAUAUCCGCUGCUACCAUUCAGGAGGACCUUUACAUUUGGGAGAAAUAGAGGAUUUCGAUGGACGACCAUGUAUAGUUUGCCCCUGGCAUAAAUACAAAAUUACUUUGGCAACAGGAGAAGGAUUAUACCAGUCUAUAAACCCUAAAGAUCCAUCAUCAAAACCCAAAUGGUGCUCCAAAGGGAUAAAGCAAAGGAUUCACACAGUGACAGUGGACAAUGGGAAUAUUUAUGUGACUCUUUCUAAGGAACCCUUUAAGUGUGACUCUGAUUUUUAUGCCACUGGAGACUUCAAAGUAAUUAAAAGUUCUUCCUGAUAAAAAUAGAUGGCUAUGAAAAAUGU